AUGUUUGGUGCUGUUCCAGCAGCUCUUACCUAUUACUGGCGUAUGAAGAUGCCCGAGACGGCUCGUUACACAGCACUUGUUGCUAAGAACGCGAAACAAGCCGCUUCUGAUAUGUCGAAGGUCUUACAAGUUGAACUUCAAGCUGAAGAGGAGAAAGUGCAGCAGAUAGAUGCGAACCAAAGCCAAAAGUUUGGCCUAUUUAGCAAGCAAUUCGCCAAGCGCCACGGAAUGCACUUGUUGGGAACAACGACUACUUGGUUUUUGUUGGACAUUGCUUUCUAUAGUCAGAAUCUUUUCCAAAAAGACAUUUUCACUGCUAUUGGAUGGAUCCCUCCUGCGAAAGAAAUGAAUGCAAUUCAUGAACUUUAUAGGAUAGCAAGAGCACAAACACUGAUAGCAAUGUGCAGUACAGUUCCAGGUUACUGGUUCACAGUCGCGUUUAUCGAUUACAUGGGCCGAUUCGCGAUCCAGCUGAUGGGCUUCUUCUUCAUGACAGUUUUCAUGUUUGCUUUAGCUAUACCUUAUGAUCACUGGAAACAAAAAGAAAACAGAAUCGGGUUUGUCGUGAUGUACUCAUUAACUUUCUUCUUCGCCAAUUUCGGUCCAAACGCGACCACAUUCGUUGUCCCAGCCGAGAUUUUCCCUGCAAGACUAAGAUCAACCUGUCACGGUAUCUCGGCCGCUGCAGGAAAAGCUGGAGCAAUUGUUGGCGCAUUCGGAUUCUUAUACGCCGCACAAAGUAAGAAAGCGUCCGAGACCGAUACCGGUUACCCAACCGGAAUCGGGAUUAAGAACUCCCUCAUUAUGCUUGGUGUUGUUAACUUCUUUGGAAUGGUAUUCACCUUCUUAGUUCCGGAACCAAAUGGAAAAUCACUGGAAGAAAUGAGUGGUGAGAAUGAAGAAGAUGGUGCUGAGGCUAUAGAGAUGGCAGGGCCAGGAACUGCUAGGACAGUACCUGUUUAA
Messenger RNA from Vicia faba (fava bean), 963 nucleotides. Lineage: Eukaryota; Viridiplantae; Streptophyta; Magnoliopsida; Fabales; Fabaceae. The record is from the annotation of a GenBank genome assembly.